This is a messenger RNA of Aspergillus versicolor CBS 583.65, 2607 nucleotides long. RefSeq lists its product as uncharacterized. The transcript has 7 exons. Gene Ontology annotation, molecular function: zinc ion binding; DNA-binding transcription factor activity, RNA polymerase II-specific; RNA polymerase II cis-regulatory region sequence-specific DNA binding. The record is from RefSeq and is a predicted model, not a curated record. Lineage: Eukaryota; Fungi; Ascomycota; Eurotiomycetes; Eurotiales; Aspergillaceae. Gene Ontology annotation, biological process: regulation of transcription by RNA polymerase II; DNA-templated transcription. Gene Ontology annotation, cellular component: chromatin. The coding region runs from base 1 to 2607 and encodes 868 amino acids.
AUGCGAAACCACGAUGUCGCCGCCAGGAAAUGUGCCAACUGCCACCGCGUCUUCUCCAAGGUCGAACACUUGAGACGACACCAACGAGCUCACACAGGAGAGCGCCCGUUCAAAUGCAAGCAUUGUGGAAGGAAAUACGCAAGAAGUGAUGUCUUGAACCGUCAUGUCCGUCACCAUCAUGCGGACUCGACGGAUCGCAACGAGGCCAGCCAGUCGCCGGUUGAGUCGCAGGAUGUCCGGCAGGCAAACAAAACCUCCCGGUUGAAUUUUAAUUAUGACGACGCCGAUUCAGGGAGCCGAUCGCCUUCUAAUGACUCUCCUACGGCACACGACACGUCGACAGCAGAAGAGCCGAAUUCCGCCACGUUGCCCAUCCAACAUCUGAACAACCGUGAGUGGGACGAUGUGCGAUCGGAGGUUCUGCAGGACAUGAAUUCGUCUUACUCAGGAAAUCUUGAUGGGAUGAUUCAUGCCGGUCAUGACCUCCCAGGGAUCGAUAUAGGGCACAUCCCUGAAUCAACCAGUCUGUCAAACCCUCACCUGGAAUUUAAUCCCAACGAAACAGUUCUGGACAUGCCUCUGCUAGCACCUACAGCACCCGCAGCACCCGCUAAUUACAACAUGGGCGAUCUCUUCCAUACCAACGUUGACAUGGAGUUUGGAUCCCUGUUGGACGGUCUCCAGUUAACUCCACCCCGAUCUGGGGACCAGGAGCCCAGAGAUCCGCCAAAGACCAAUAUAUCAAACGAGCAGUUUGAACAAGUCCGCCGGCUCUGGCCCACUCGGCGGCGAGCCGCUACGCUGUCACCAACCCCCGUUUGCUGGGACGAUGUUUUGCUACAUCCCGAGGACAAUGUCUUCUCCCCAACCUCCUUAACGGCGCUUGCAACUCUAGACUCGUCCUCUCAGCCAGAGUCGAGUUGGGGCUUUACAGGUGCGUGUCGUGCACGGUUAGCUGAAAGCCUCUACCGAAAUUACCUCCCUCAUACCGAACAUCCAAUGCAGUCAGUGCCCCCUUCCCCGUCUGACGGUCUUCGGGAGGACGGUCUACCUCCAACUUAUAUCAUCGAUCUGUGUCUGGAUCUCUAUUUCCAUCGGUUCAUGGUGCAUUUGCCUUUUGUACAUCCUGCAACGUUCAACGCCUCCACAACUCCAAGUCUUCUCCUUUUCCCCAUGUGCGUCGUGGGCAUGAUGGUCCUCAACAGAGGGAUGGCUCACAAAGUAAUAGCGCAGCAUCUGCCAGGUGCUGUCCAGAACUGCAGGGCUGAGCUCGCCACCACGGCACUGCGCCAUUGCCCUGCUCCUGCCCUGCUCACUGUGCUCGCAAGCGCCUGCUUGCUUUUGUUCAUUGCUGCCUCUACCCCUGAAAUGGCAUUUGAGGAACAGCGACAGGCCCUCUACGAGGAAACGCUGUCGUUGGCUCGAGAUAGAGGCCUGUUCAGGCGACCGACAUACAAUUCAGCCGUCAUUGAAGCCGUCCACGAUAGGGAUGUAACAUGGAAGGCAUGGGCCCGGAUCCAAUCAGCCCAACGCCUGGCGGGCUGCCUCAUUCUAGCAGACGUGUAUUCCUCCCAGAUGCUCAACGUGGUGCCCAUGCUCUCGCCCAGAGAACUUGAAAUACCACUGUUAGGCGAUGACAGUCUCUUCACCCUGCCUAACGUUGAGAGAUGGACUUUGCUUAUCGGGCCAGAUUCUCCAUGGAGCAGCAUUCCGUCCGCUCCUGCUCGCCUCGACUACCCCCCAGCCCUUACUGGAUUUGGGGUCCAGAUCGUACUUGCUGUGACAUGGAUCCGCAUUCUUAAAUGUCAACGCAGUCCGGGUAGUUCAGCCCAGGCCAUGUGCGAGCCAUGGACCUCCAAUCCUAGCUUGCCCAGUCGAUUAUCAGACACAGACCAUCUAUCGUCCAUCAGCCCCUCUCUCACCUUGAUACUCAAGGCAUAUGGGGCGGUGCUCAAGAGUGGGAAUAGCAACUCACUGAUCCUCUGGCACUACCUUGGACUAUCUCUCACUACGGACUUGUCAGUCAUUGAGGAUGCAGCCGGUCGAAAUGGGCCAGACGCAGCAAAGGCAGCCGUUGAUACUCUAAGGCUCUGGGCUAAAGGCCCUGCUGCACGCCGCGCGUGUCUGCACGCUAUGCAAGCACUGCUUGCGAUUUCGGACCAUCGACAAGGGGAUGGUAUAAUGCUGCAUACUGAAAUGACCAUAUUCAACGCAGCUCUCGUUCUGGGGUUCUAUUUGCUGACCGCCCCGAGCUUUGAUCAAGAUAAUAGCGCUCCACACUACGAUCUUUUUGACCCUGUAGAUUGGGGUCAGGUCGCAAACCUGGGGCUUACAAUGCCGAACGAUCUUCCUGCUCAGGCAGAUUCCCUCAGCCCGUCCCCUUCGGCUGCUUCUUCAGCGGCCGUUAGUUUCAUUCGGGACGGGGGCCCUGUCUCGUUCCGCGGCGCGGCAUACCGCAAUCCUUAUGGAGCCGCACGGAGGACAUUCAUGAACUUUGCAGCACAUCUCGAGGAGGUAGGCAAAUGGAACGUACGGGAGUAUUGCAAAGUCCUACAUAUCAUCAGUGACACACUAUUUGAGAUUGACACCGCAAAUAUCAACGGGUAA